Messenger RNA from Dioszegia hungarica, 2124 nucleotides. RefSeq names its product tryptophan synthase beta subunit-like PLP-dependent enzyme. Gene Ontology annotation, molecular function: tryptophan synthase activity. The record is from RefSeq and is a predicted model, not a curated record. The transcript has 11 exons. NCBI's taxonomy places the organism in Eukaryota, Fungi, Basidiomycota, Tremellomycetes, Tremellales, Bulleribasidiaceae. Gene Ontology annotation, biological process: L-tryptophan biosynthetic process. The coding region runs from base 1 to 2124 and encodes 707 amino acids. Gene Ontology annotation, cellular component: cytoplasm.
AUGGCAGAAGCAAUCAAGAAGGUCUUCUCAGACAAGCGAGACCAGGACCAAGCGGUCCUGAUCAACUUCCUGACAGCCGGCUACCCGACCAAGGAUGCGACCGUUCCCCUCAUGAUGGCUCUGGAAGCCGGAGGGACCGACAUCAUCGAGCUCGGUGUACCUUUCAGUGACCCCAUUGCGGACGGGCCUGUAAUCCAGAAGGCCAACACUAUUGCCAUCGAGAACAACGUCCACUACGAGGACUGCCUGCGGUAUGUCCGGGAAGCGAGGGCGCAGGGAUUGAAGGCUCCCGUCGUCUUCAUGGGCUACUACAACCCCCUGAUCGCCUACGGAGAGGAAAAGGCAGUACGAGACUGCAAGGAGGCCGGUGCGAAUGGAUACAUCAUGGUGGACCUGCCGCCAUCGGAGGCGUUGAAGUUCAGGAAGAUCUGUACCUCGGAAGGCAUCUCAUACAUCCCCCUUAUCGCCCCUUCGACUUCGAUUGACCGAGUCAAAUACCUUGCUUCCAUUGCCGACUCCUUCAUCUACGUUGUGUCCAAGAUGGGAGUCACUGGCUCCAACUCUGGCACUGCCAUCUCCACCUCCCUCCCCGAGCUCAUUGCCCGUAUCCGCGCCUUCACCCCUGUCCCCCUCGCCGUCGGUUUCGGUAUCGACAACCGGACACAUUUCGACUUUGUGACCUCUGCCGGUGCAGACGGUGUCGUCAUUGGCUCCAAGGUCGUCAAGGUCAUCCAGGAAGGCGCCGCCGCCGGUGACGCCCCCGCCGCACUCGAGGCUUUCGUACGCACCGUUUCGCUCAAAGACCAGCCCAUCCGCCCCCUCGGCCGCGAGAAGAAGUCUCACAACGCCGACGCUGCUGGACACCCCUCCCCACCCCUCCCUCUCCCCUCAGACGCCAAGGAUGUCGACCCGCUCGACGGCGUAGCGAAAGACGAUCUCAACGUCACCCGCGCCGGAAAGCUUCCAUCGAAGUUCGGCAUGUUUGGCGGUGCAUAUGUCCCUGAGUCGCUCGUCGACUGCUUAAACGAGCUGGAGGAUGCGUACAUCGCGGCCAAGGAGGACCCGGCGUUCUGGAAGGAGUUUGAGGACCAGUUUGCGUACAUGAACAGGCCGUCAGAGCUGUACUUUGCCGAACGGCUCACAGAGGAGAUGGGUGGUGCGAAGAUCUGGUUGAAGCGUGAGGAUCUGAACCACACCGGUAGUCACAAGAUCAACAACGCCAUGGGACAGAUUCUCCUCGCCAAGAGAUUAGGCAAGAACCGGAUCAUCGCCGAGACGGGUGCUGGACAGCACGGUGUCGCCACUGCCACCGUCUGCGCCAAGUUUGGUAUGCAGUGCGACAUCUACAUGGGCGCCGAGGACGUGCGGAGACAGGAGUUGAACGUGUUCCGGAUCAAGAUGCUGGGUGGGAAUGUCAUCCCCGUCACUUCCGGAACCCAGACCCUCAAAGACGCCGUCAACGAGGCGAUGCGCGACUGGGUCACCCGUCUCGACUCGACCCACUACCUGAUUGGCUCCGCCAUCGGGCCCCACCCCUUCCCCACCAUCGUGCGCGACUUCCAGCGCGUGAUCGGCCGCGAGAUCAAGUCACAGAUGGCCGAAAAGGCCGGCAAGCUGCCCGAUGCGGUUGUCGCGUGUGUCGGAGGCGGAUCCAACGCCAUCGGGACAUUCUACGACUUUAUCGAGGAUGAGAGUGUGCGGUUGAUUGGUGUCGAGGCAGGAGGACACGGUAUCAACACCGAGGCGCACUCGGCUACGCUCAGCAAGGGUGUCCCUGGUGUUGUGCACGGUGCGGCGAGUUAUAUCAUUCAGAGUCUCGACUACAACUCGGUCGGCCCAGAACACGCCAACCUCAAAUACACGGGCCGCGCAGAGUACAUUGUCGCGGACGACUUUGAGUGCCUCAAGGGAUUCAAGAUGGUCACUGAGCUCGAGGGGAUCAUUCCUGCCCUUGAGAGUUCGCACGGUCUUUGGGGCGGGAUGCAGCUCGCCAAGACGAUGCCAAAGGACAAGGAUAUCGUCAUUUGCCUGUCUGGGAGUGGAGCCAAGGACGUGGCGGAGGUGCUCUUGACGCUCAAGAGCAAGGACUGGGCCGAGCGCUUGGACUGGCAUGUGGCCGCUUGA